AUGAAGUUUGGCCAGGAGCUUGAAAGGAACAAAGUUCCUGAGUGGCAGUCACAAUACUUGGAUUACAAAAAGGGAAAGAAGAAGUUGAAGAAGCUUGACAAGGUUACUGCGCUGUCAUCAGGCAGUCUUCGUUCUAAAACUACUCCAAGAUUGUCUUUCAGCGCCUUCAAAAGAACUAGCACGGAUGGAAAUAUUUCCAAUGACUCGCGGUUGUCUUCGCUGGCCUCCCUCAACCUUCCUCCACCAGCCAUCUCACCAAGUCCUAGCAAGAAGAACCAUAGCUCAAACGAUACACCGGGGUCCGCAGACAAGCCCAACGAUAGGACGCCUCUUCUACAGGCUACAGGCGUCAAUGCCCCUGGAAUAUUGAGACAUGCUGAUGCAAACAGCUCAGUGGAGUCGCUGGACUCCGAAGCUUCUCAGCACGGUCAACGGCAUGAAGACAUGCCUACUCCGGUGCACUUCAAAUCCCAGACUUACGGGGGAUCCCACAGCUCGCCAUAUACUCUUGAAAGGAAGAGAUCUGCGGUUGGCGCUUUAUACGACUCUAUUCGAAGACCGCGUUUGUCGUCCUAUGGAGGGAGAACCAUCGGAGGUGAAAUACCUUUGGAACCAAUUGCGGAAUACGCCAGAUCUGAAUUUUUGAACUGGGUUGAUGCAGAGCUUUCAAAAAUUGAGGUUUUCUACAAGGAAAGAGAGGACAGUUCUUCUGAACGAUUCUGGAUUUUGGAGGAGCAGAUUGAGCUCCUCAAAGAGCAGAAUAUUCGAAGAUUGCGCAAGGCUCAGCAGAUACGGGCAAAUGAACGAAUGGACGAAAACCUUGAUAGUUCUAACACCAAUGGCGAUGGCACAGAAGACUUAGGUGACGAUCAAUCGGACAAUUUAGCAGGAUUCAAGCGUGAUCUCCUGUAUUUCGAGUUUUCAGCCAAAAGAGCAAUCGGCUGGCUUAAUAACUUUGAGACCCCAUCUCUACCGAGAUUCAAAUGGCGCGCAGAAGGCGGCGUGGAAAAACAGUAUUACGAAGAGGACUAUAACGAGGAAACACCUCCGCCAGUAGAGGAUCCCCGUUACAACCGAAAGGACUAUAGCAGAAAGACCAAUGUUCCUUACUUGGUUGCCAAGAGGCAGAUUAGGGUCGCUGUUCUGGAGUUUUACAGAUCUUUGGAGUUGCUGAAGUCCUACAAGCUUCUAAACAAAAUCGCCUUCAGGAAGAUGGUCAAAAAGUUUGACAAAACGACGGGUAGCAAUAUUCAAGCUACAUACAUGGAAAAGGUUAACAACGCCUACUUCCUCAAGAGCGACGUUGUGGACAAUCUAAUGACAAAAGUGGAGGACAUGUACUCUUCAACUUUUGAGCGUGGUAACCGAAAAGUUGCGGUCGCUAGAUUGAGAUCAUCAGACACUCCAGCAACUUAUUACACCUCUAUUUUCACUUCUGGAUUGCUGCUGGGCAUAGGAACCCCUUUCUUUGUUUUGGCAACCUAUCUGGGAACUUACAAGACAGUCACAGGAAACCUUGAGUCCGGGAGAUACAUACUACAGAUAUGGGGAGGUUUUGCCAUAGCCAUCUUCAUGGCGCUUCUUUUUGGUAUCAACUGCUACAUUUGGACCAAGUUCAAGAUUAACUAUAAGUUUAUCUUUGAAUUUGACCAAAGAACUGCCUUGGACGUCAAGCAAUUUUUCCUACUACCUUCACUCAUGUUUGGGCUUGCGAGCAUGUUUGCCUGGUUUGGAUUCUCGGACUUUUGGCCUCAUAUCAUUGCUGCGAGAGACUGGCCCUGGUUCUUUGUUGGUAUAUCUCUGGGGAUAAUUUUCUGCCCUUUUGACACUUUCUACAGAAGCUCUAGAGCCUGGAUCUUGACUGCGAUCUGGCGUCUUCUCUUGAGCGGAUUCUAUCCUGUGGAAUUCAGAGACUUCUUCAUUGGAGACAUUCUUUGUUCACUGACAUACUCAAUAUCCAACAUAUCUCUGUUUCUUUGUCUUUAUUCCACGCAUUGGAGAAAUACAGGAGAAACGGGACUUCCUACGAAAUGUGGUUCAUCCAGGUCUAGAGUCAUGGGGUUUUUAUCUACUGUUCCCAGUUUGAUGAGAUUCAUGCAGUGUCUGCGGCGUUAUGCUGACACUGGAGAUUGGUUCCCCCAUUUGGCAAACAUGCUGAAAUACACAAUGUCUGCAGUCUAUUACAUUACCCUCAGUGUCUACAGGAUAUCUACCACGACUCCUAAUCGUGCCAUUUUGAUCACGUUUGCAUCGAUAAACUCUAUCUACAGUGCAAUUUGGGACAUUUUCAUGGAUUGGUCUCUGAUGCAGGCUGGUUCAAAGCACAUUUUCCUUAGAGACGAUUUGAUAUUCAAAAGCCCGUGGUACUAUUACAUUGCCAUGGUUGUCGACGUUAUUCUGAGGUUUCAGUGGAUAUUCUACGCCCUUUUCACGAGGCAGAUCCAGCAAUCUGCUGUAACAUCGUUUGGAAUUGCCAUAGCUGAGCUGCUGAGAAGAUUCAUCUGGAUAUUUUUCCGCAUGGAAAACGAACACUGCACCAAUGUACAUUUAUUCAGGGCAUCUCGCGAAACACCGCUACCUUAUCCCGUUCUUCACAAAGCUCACUAUUCUCAUGUUCACAUUCCCACAGUUGAUCUCGGUUCCGCAGACGAGGAAGCGACGUCAAUCUCCGCUCCUCCAAAGAAAAUACUCAAAAGAAGGCCUUCCAUAUUUCCUCAAUUCUUGGAGCAUGCAAGUAAUGUCAUCAACAAGGCUCAUAUCAAGGACUUCCAGAGAAAGAAGUUCGACCCAGCCCUGGCUGGCACACGUGAUGACGAGAGCAGUGAAGAAGAAGACGAUGAUGAUGACGAUGAUGAAAAUGAUGAAAAUGAAGCUCUUCAAGGAGAGGUAGAGGAACUUGAUAGCGGAUCGGACGAUGAACAGAUUGCUCGACGCAGGACUGGAAGGAGCUCUACUGCAAAUAACGAUUAA
Molecule: messenger RNA, 2970 nt
Organism: Kuraishia capsulata CBS 1993
Lineage: Eukaryota; Fungi; Ascomycota; Pichiomycetes; Pichiales; Pichiaceae
Exons: 1
Coding region: 1-2970 (989 amino acids)
Biological process (GO): phosphate ion transport; cellular response to phosphate starvation
Cellular component (GO): plasma membrane; Golgi apparatus; cytoplasm
Molecular function (GO): inositol hexakisphosphate binding
Source: RefSeq, a predicted model, not a curated record